This is a messenger RNA of Gastrolobium bilobum, 1747 nucleotides long. Its product is annotated as rop guanine nucleotide exchange factor 14. The transcript has 7 exons. The coding region runs from base 9 to 1700 and encodes 563 amino acids. Gene Ontology annotation, molecular function: guanyl-nucleotide exchange factor activity. Lineage: Eukaryota; Viridiplantae; Streptophyta; Magnoliopsida; Fabales; Fabaceae. The record is from RefSeq and is a predicted model, not a curated record.
UGAAAGGGAUGUUGACGAUGAGAAAAAGACUAACUUGCUGCACCAGAGAAAGGAAUAUUAGCAUUGAUUUUGAUGAGCAAGAGAGGAUUAUGACAUAUAAUGGUCUUGAGAGUUGCAUUUUAAAUAAUCAGUCUUAUGAAGAAGAAAGCAGAACUAGUAGAGGAGAUGGAUGUAUAACUGAUCCAUUUGAUGACGACGACUCAAGUUGUUCCUCCAGCAAAGAUGCUUUUGGAUCAUUCUCUUCAAAAUGUUUGACAAUGAAAAGGGAUGAAAAAGGAAUGGCAGAAUGGGAACUCCCAGAAAGUCCUCAACAUUUUUAUGUCAAAGAGAAGCCUUCUUAUUCUAUCCAAAAUUCAGAUAUAGAAGCCAUGAAGGAAAGAUUUUCAAAACUUAUGCUAGGUGAAGAUGUUACAGGAGGAACUAAGGGUCUCAGUACAGCUUUGGCACUGUCUAAUGCCAUCACAAACCUAGCAGUAACGGUUUUUGGUGAGUUGUGGAAAUUGGAACCCCUAUCUGAAGAAAAGAAGAACAAAUGGCGGAGAGAAAUGGAUUGGUUACUGUCUCCUACUAACUAUAUGGUCGAGCUAGUUCCUGCUAAGCAAAGCAGUGCAAAUGGUGGGAUCUUUGAGAUAAUGACUCCAAAAGCUCGUGCUGACAUCCACAUGAAUCUUCCGGCACUUCAGAAGUUGGAUUCUAUGCUUAUUGAAGUGCUAGAUUCGAUGGUAAAUACAGAGUUUUGGUAUGCAGAGGGAGGAAGCCGGGCAGAAUGGAGGAACACAAGUGCGCAGCAUAGCAAAAGAUGGUGGCUUCCAUCACCCCAAGUACCAAGAACCGGGCUUACUGAUACUGAAAGAAAGAGGCUGCUUCAUCAAGGAAGGAUGGUACGUCAAGUAUUCAAGGCUGCCAAAUCUAUCAAUGAAAAUGUGUUGCUGGAAAUGCCUGUGCCAGCAAUUAUUAAAGAUGCACUUGCAAAGUCUGGAAAGGCAAACCUUGGGCAAGAACUGCACAAUGUUUUGACGGCUGAAUCAGGCUCUGGGGAAGACAUACUUAAAUCUCUCAAUUUGAAAUCUGAACAUAUUGCCCUGGAGACCAUUAAUAGAUUGGAAGCUGCCAUAUUCUCAUUGAGAGAAAGAAUUAAGGAACAAGUUAGCGCCAAAUCUCCAGUUAAAACCUCAUGGUCUUUUGUGAAGGACCCUGCGUCAGAAGUUAAUAAAAUGGAAUUAUUAUUAGACCGUGCAGAAACACUUUUACAGCUGCUUAAAAUCAGAUACCCAAACCUUCCUCAAACAUUUCUGGAUGCUACUAAAGUUCAAUAUGGCAAGGAUAUUGGACAUUCAAUUUUGGAAGCUUAUUCCAGAGUUCUUGGAAAUUUAGCCUUCACCAUACUGUCUAGAAUGGGAGAUAUAUUGCAGGAGGAUUCUUUAAGCAAUUCUAAUUCACCUGUGGCGAUAAGUUGCUCUCCUGGGAUAAAUCUCUCUGAAACUUGCAUGGUUGGUUCACAUAUCAAGCAGUCCUUAUUUGAUAAGAUGAACAAGGCAGAUGGACAAUGCUGUGAUUCUAGUUGUGGUAGUAGUUCUGAUUUAGAACUUUCUUCUCUUGAUGCCAAAUCCAGCUCUGUAAUUGCUACACCAAACCGGAGUAGUGUGUGUUGCAUUAGUAAAGAGGCUUGUACAAGUGUGUCUCCUCAAAUUUCCCUAUAGUGGCUUUUGUUUAGCUGCUUUUGUAAAUGUUCUUGUUAUUAAUUACU